Coccomyxa subellipsoidea C-169 is the source of this 2837-nucleotide messenger RNA. RefSeq lists its product as hypothetical. The record is from RefSeq and is a predicted model, not a curated record. Gene Ontology annotation, cellular component: COG complex; membrane. The transcript is spliced from 15 exons. The coding region runs from base 330 to 2588 and encodes 752 amino acids. Gene Ontology annotation, biological process: intra-Golgi vesicle-mediated transport; protein transport; Golgi organization. NCBI's taxonomy places the organism in Eukaryota, Viridiplantae, Chlorophyta, Trebouxiophyceae, Coccomyxaceae.
AACAGCAGGGUAUUAUAUUCAUGUACAUUCAAUUUGCUCUGGAAGUGUCCUUUCAGAUAUUUAGUCAGUGGUUGGGUCUGUGACAUACUUACACCAGAACAUAAUGUGAUGGCAAGAUAAGAAGGCUCAGAGGGAUCUUUCAAUGAUUAAGGAAUGCCAAAGAAUAGCAUCAAUACAAACCAGAUGCCCUGCAUUCUUCAGUGGCUUAUGUACAUCGAAGAGCUUGGUGUUUUGAUUUUCCAAGUCCACAAGCCAUCAGGGGGUCGUCCUUAAACUUUGGGAAACUUAAGGCCUCAUGUCUUAUUGCUGAGAGCGAUUGAAAACUAACAAUGGCUGUAGCAACUCGCAUGACAUCAAUUGAUAGCUUGAAGGCUGCAAACCAGCAUGAGGACAGUGCUCCACACUGGUUCAAUCCAGAACGCUUCGUGGAGCCACAGUUCGAUGCAGAGACCUACGUCGCUGAUCUGCGAAGAUACGUCCCCUUGGAAGCUCUCAGCUCGGAGCUGGAGGCACAUCUGCAGGUGCUGCGCAACAGGCUGGUGGAGGUCAUCAACGAGCACUAUGGGGACUUCGUCAGCCUCAGUUCCAAGCUCGUCAACGUCGACAGCGCCGUCAUCCGCAUGCAGAAGCCCCUGACGGAAAUAAAGGAAAAGCUGUUGGGUGUGCGUGGGGAGGUGACAGCAGCGUUGGAUGCACUGAGAGAGGGGCUGGAGCGGCGGCAGAGUGUGGCCUCUGCCAAGGCCCUGCUGGAGCUGAUGCAGGACACUGCCCAUGUCAUGUCCAAGGUGGAGAAGCUGCUGGCAGAGAUCCAAGCGAUGGAGGGGCAGUCCCCCGAGAAGCCAGGCCCCGUGGGCCGGGGCGGGCUGGACGGCCGGGUGCGCAUGUUUGAGCGGCUGGCCUCCGAGGUCGCCCGCCUCAACUUCUAUGCCGUGCGCGGAAAGGAGCUGGCAUUUGUGGAGCAGCUGGAGCCGCGCAUGGGGGCAGCUGCACAGCGGCUGCAGCAGCUUCUCUCAGACGCGCUGGCGCAGGCGCUCAGAGAAGGGAACUCCCCUGCGCGCGCCCACUGCCUCCAGGCCUUCUCCGCCGUCGGCGACGCCGCCAGCGCCGAGCAGAUUGUGCGCAAGGUGCUGGGGGGUCCACUGGUGGAGGGCUGCAUCUCAGCAGUGCAAGCAUCCAAGAGCGGCGCACCUGCAGCCGGCACCAGUGACAACUACAUCCAGGUGUUGGAGCGGUUGGCAGAGGCUGUGAGGGAGCAGGUGGGGCCUGUUUUGGCGGAUACCCUGAGUGACCAGGCCGGCCUGCACACCUUCAACUUCCUGGCCAACUCCGUGCUGCAGGAAGCCGACGCGCAGAUGGCCGCUGCCUUCCCAGGCGCGUUUUCAGUGGGCGUCCCACAGAAGUUUGUGGGCAACUAUCGGGCUGCGCAGGCGUUCCUGGGUGCUCUGGAGGCCCUGUGCCGGGACCGCCGCGGUCUAACAACCCUGCGUGACAGCGAUGCCUAUGCCUCCUUCCAGGGCCGCUGGAAGCUGUCUGUCUACUACGGGCUGCGCUUCCAGAACAUUGCCGGAGGUUUGGACGCGGCAGUCUCGGCGCCGGCGCUCGAGGCCGCCUCGGCAGCGGCGGAUCUGCCCAACCCCCUGAGUCUGCACCUGCGCCCCACGCUGGCCCUGCACCACAGCCUCAACAGGCAAGCCCCUUCCUCACUCGAUACCCAGUGCAUUGCGGAUGACGUGUGGCUGCAGCCGCUGGCGGACAAGUUCGCGCGGCUGGCGCUGCAGCUGCUCGCGCGUUUCGCCGCCUGGCUUGCCGCCGGCAUGGUCGCCCGCUCCGGCACGCCGGCCGCCCCGGCCGCCGAUGACUCAGACCCGGCACAGCCCUCUCCCUCGGCUGGGGGCACAUGGGCGGUGGGUGCCAAGGCGGACGUGCUGUGCUCAGUUCGGGCGGACACCGAUGUGCUGCUGCACUGGGUCGACUCCGACUAUGUGGACCAGCUCACACAGCUCAUGCCCUUCCUGCCUGCCGAGGUGAGGGGGGCGCUGAGGGAGGGGACAUCGGCGGUGGCGGCGCAUGCGGCGGCGGUGGUGCGGGCGGUAAUUGAUGAGCUGGCAGAUGCAUGCGCGGGCGUCCUCAAGCAGCUGCGAGGCAUUACUGCCACCUACAGGAUGACGACGCGGCCGGCGCCGACCAAGGCGAGCCAUUAUGUGGCCGGGAUCCUGAGUGGCCUCAGAAGCUUCCUGGACGGCCAAGCCGCCGGCCGGCUGAGCCCGGACGCGCGCGCGGAAAUCGCACAGGGGGUGAUUGCAGGGGUGACGCAGCGAUUCGCGAACCAGGCAGGGGAGUUAUUGGAAAACCUGCGCAAGACCGAGUCCAGCCUCAAGCGCCUCAAAAAGAGCCGAGCAGGGGACGCUGCUGCAGACGGGCCGGGAGCCCUUUCGGACGCUGACAAGGUCAACGUGCAGCUCUUCCUGGACGCUCAGGAGUAUGGAACCCACGUCAAGAAGUUUGGGGUGGAUCCCACCGGCUUGCCUGCCUACUUGGAGCUCUGGAAUGCUGUGGCGCCACCAGAGCGCAGAGAUGCCGUACAAUAAGGAUUGCCUGAUCCGUAAAUGUUUCAGGUUGUUGACAAUUGUGCUUGCAUGCUAGCAGCGCUGGAGGAUGCUGAUAUCUACAAUGUGCAAUGGGAGGUUCAAUGUGGGUGACCAAAUAGUAAUGACAGUGGGGAACUGCUGGAUCCACAAAGGGCGCCAUUACAAGCGGGCCUUGCAUUCUAAUUUGAGCACACAAGGGCGCAUGUACCUCACUUCAUUGAGGGCUCUGUUGCAAAAUAUUUAUUCCAC